GUGACAUUUUUCUUUGCGGAAAUGAAGUCGUUUGCGAUUUGGACUUAAUAACAACCAUUUUCUUGGGGAAUAACAUUACUCCUGGAAAUAAAUAACACACCUAAAGGACUCGGGACUUGACUUUAGUCACGCCGCAAACGUUGCUUGCUACGCUGACAUGGCUGCAGCUGCCGCCAACCCGCCAGGCUUUCCUACGAAGACCCGCGUCGCCAUCCUGGCCGAGUUGGACAAGGAGAAACGGCGGCUGCUCCAGACUCAGUCUCUGGGCGAGCCUGGAACCAAUACGCCUCUGUCCUCCAGAGGUGGCGGGGCGAAGGAGGCUAGGGACAGCGCGGAGCAACAGCACAUCGCCGCCCAGCAGAAGGCCGCACUGCAGCACGCCCACGGACAUUCGUCAGGGUUCUUCAUCACCCAGGACUCGUCAUUCGGGAACCUCAUCCUCCCGGUGCUUCCACGUCUUGAGCCCGAUUUGUAGUAGCAUCCCACAGACUUUUUGACCUCAAUAAACAUGUGUAUUAUCUCAAUGUUAUAUUUGAUCUGUAUGUAUUAAAUGAAGUCAAAACGACUUCAGUGUAUUUGAAAAUUAAAUUCAACAUGUCAAAAUUACUGCUUCUUAUUCAUGAGCCCUUCACACUUGAAGUAUAAUUUUCUGGCUUUUUUAAUUUUUUAAAAAUUUUUUACAUUUCCUCCAACAAAACCAACAAUAAGGCUUUUUGACCCACUCUUAUGAUAUGCAUAGCCAUUUAUCUAAUAAUUAUAAUCAUAAAAACAAACAUCUCACACAGA
Molecule: messenger RNA, 786 nt
Organism: Corythoichthys intestinalis (scribbled pipefish)
Lineage: Eukaryota; Metazoa; Chordata; Actinopteri; Syngnathiformes; Syngnathidae
Product: SOSS complex subunit C-like
Exons: 1
Coding region: 158-475 (105 amino acids)
Biological process (GO): DNA repair
Cellular component (GO): SOSS complex; nucleoplasm; nucleus
Source: RefSeq, a predicted model, not a curated record